UUCCUCCUCCUCUUCCCCUUCCUGGUGUAGAGGCGGAAAGGGGAUCAAGUGAGUGCCUGUCCGCCUGGCCUUCUUUCCUUCCUUUUCCCUCCUUCUUACCAAGAUGGAAGGUCAGCACAUCAUGGCCCAGGUCCACAUCCAGGCCCCUUUGUCUUCCUCCUCUUCCUCCUCCUCUGUGGCUGGAGAGGAAUCCAGGAGGUUGCCCAACCCUGCUCGGGAUCGCAUGGCCGGGGGCCGUUUGCUGGACAGCCAGAGCCUGGACGGGAUCAGCCAGGUCUAUGGGGCCUCCAAGGCCCAGGAGGGGAGGAGAGCCACCAUCUCCAGCGCCUUGGAGUUGGAAGGCACCGUCAGCCACGACGGGGACCUGACCCACUUUGUGGCCAACAACCUCCAGAUGAAGAUCAAGAUGAGCUCCCGGGGAAGCCUGGAGGACACCGAGACCACCACCGCCGCCGCCUCGGCCUCCUCCUCACAGCUCUCCGCCCGGAGCAAGGUGGCCGACAUCCCCCCUGUCGACCCCCAGGUGAUCCGGGACUUGGAGCAGCUGACCCAGGACGUGGCCCAGAAGGUGGACCAAAUGCUGCAGGCCUUGAAUGGCUCCAUCCAGAACAUGACGGCCCUCAGCGUGGGCUACAUCCAGACCUAUCGGGACGCGGUGGACGGCCUGGGCGAGUCAGUGGACAUGAGCAUCAAGGGCAUGUACACCUUGAUGGCUCGGUGUGAGGAGCUGGACCGCUCCAUGCAGCCCGUCCAUGCCCUCGCCAAGCAGAUCCGGGAGAUCAAGAGGACCCUGGAGAUCUUCGAGGCCCUAUGCAAGUAGCGCCAAAGAGAUUUGAGGCAUCCACAGGGCCCCUGGGGACCUUCGAGGCCCUUUGGAAUCUUUUGAGACGCUUUGCAAGUAGCGCACCAAAGAGAUGCAGAGGCGCCUGGGGAUCUUUGAGACCUUGAGGCCCUUUGCGAGAUUCAGAGGGCCCUGAAAUCCUUUACAAGUAGCGCCAAAGAGAUCCAGAGGCGCCUGGAGAUCUUUGAGACCUUGAGGCCCUUUGCGAGAUUCAGAGGGUCCUGAAAUCCUUCGCAAGUAGCACCAAAGAGAUCCAGAGGCACCUGGAGAUCUUUGAGACCUUGAGGCCCUUUGCAAGAUUCAGAGGGCCCUGGAAUCCUUUGCAAGUAGCGCCAAAGAGAUCUAGAGGCGCCUGGGGAAUCUUUGAGGCCCUUUACAAGUCGCUGCCAAGGAGAUCUGGGACAUUAAGAGGGCCCCAGAGAUCUUCGAAGCAUCUUGCAAGAUUCAGGGGACCCUGGUGAUCUUUGAGGCACUUUGCAAAUAAUGCCAAACAGAUCUAAGUAAUUCAGAGACCCUGGAGAUUCUUGAGGCCCUUUGCAAAUAGCAGCCAAAGAGAUCCAGGAGAUGCAGAGGGCCCUGGAGAUCUUUGAGGUGCUGUGCAAGUAGCUGCCAAAGAGAUCCAGGAGAUUCAGGGGACCGUGGAGAUCUUUGAGGUGCUAUGCAAGUAGCAUCUCUUUCAAACAGAUUUCUUCAGCAAUGGGACAUUGUGAUUCAGACUCCAAAAGGGAAAGGAUAUGUGUGUGUAUGUUUUUUUCAUGCAGGGGCUCCUGGAGAUUUUUGAGGUGCUUUGCAAGUUGUGCCAAACAGAACUGGGAGAUUCAAAGGAGCCUAGAGAUCUUUGAGGUGCUUUGCAAAAUUCAGAAGGGCCUGGCAACUUUUGAGGCACUUUGCAAGUUCUGCCAGAGAGAUCCAGGAGAUUCAGAGGAGAUCUUUGAGGCCCGUUGCUAGAUUCAGAGGGCCCUGGGGGUCUUUGAGACACUGUGCAAAUAGCAUCAAAGUAAUCCAGGGAGAUUCAGAGGAUCUUUGAGAGCUCUGAGGCCCUUUGCAAGUCACUGCCAAAGAGAUCUGGGAGAUUAAGAGGAUCCUGGAGAUAUUUGAGGCUCUUUGAAAAUAGUGCCAAACAGAUCCAAGUGAGGUCCUGGAGAUCUUUGAGGCCCUUUGCAAGUAGCAGCCAAAGAGAUCCAGGAGUAGCCCCUCUUUUGAUGAUUCAGAGGACUGGGAGAUCUCUGAGACACUUUGCAAGUACUGUAGCACCUCUUUCAGAUGAACUCCUUCAGUGGUGGACUCCGGUGGGCACUGUGACUCCAAAAGGGAAAGGAUACGUAUAUUUUUCUUGCACUGAAAUAAAUAAAUUCUGAUGAUGUUUCUCAAA
Anolis carolinensis (green anole) is the source of this 2213-nucleotide messenger RNA. RefSeq names its product BLOC-1 related complex subunit 6 (gene borcs6). Lineage: Eukaryota; Metazoa; Chordata; Lepidosauria; Squamata; Anolidae. Gene Ontology annotation, biological process: lysosome localization. The transcript has a single exon. The record is from RefSeq and is a predicted model, not a curated record. Gene Ontology annotation, cellular component: BORC complex. Bases 104 to 820 code for a protein of 238 amino acids.